Molecule: messenger RNA, 574 nt
Organism: Carassius auratus (goldfish)
Lineage: Eukaryota; Metazoa; Chordata; Actinopteri; Cypriniformes; Cyprinidae
Product: histone H2A-beta, sperm
Exons: 1
Coding region: 143-520 (125 amino acids)
Cellular component (GO): nucleosome
Molecular function (GO): structural constituent of chromatin; DNA binding; protein heterodimerization activity
Source: RefSeq, a predicted model, not a curated record
AGGGAAGUUCACGGAUUGGUUUAAAAUCUUACAAGGCUCUAGACCAAUGGGCGACUGGCAUGCUCGUUUAAAAUACAGAAUAGCCGCGCUCUCAUACUGAUCUUUUUCUGUUCUCUCAACGUAAGCGUUCUUUCGAUCCACAAUGAGUGGUAGAGGCAAAACCGGCGGUAAGGCCAGGGCGAAGGCUAAGACUCGCUCUUCCAGGGCUGGUCUUCAGUUCCCCGUCGGUCGUGUGCAUAGACUUCUCCGUAAAGGCAACUACGCCGAGCGUGUUGGUGCCGGUGCUCCGGUGUAUCUGGCCGCUGUGCUCGAGUAUCUGACGGCUGAGAUCCUGGAGCUGGCUGGGAACGCCGCUCGGGACAACAAGAAGACCCGUAUCAUCCCCCGUCACCUGCAGCUGGCGGUGCGCAACGACGAGGAGCUCAACAAACUCCUGGGCGGAGUGACCAUCGCUCAGGGCGGCGUGCUGCCCAACAUCAACACCAACAACGUCAACAGAUUAUUUUGCACAACCAUUUAAAUCAAAUAAGGAACGUUCCAUAAUGAACGAAUAACACAUAACUAUGAAACCUGA